Messenger RNA from Fusarium venenatum, 783 nucleotides. Its product is annotated as necrosis inducing protein-domain-containing protein. NCBI's taxonomy places the organism in Eukaryota, Fungi, Ascomycota, Sordariomycetes, Hypocreales, Nectriaceae. The record is from RefSeq and is a predicted model, not a curated record.
AUGCAGAACAAGCUCUUUACAGCCGCAGCCCUUCUCGGUGCUAUGGCAUCAGUUCACGCCUCUCCCGUCACCAAGCAAGUCAAGCGAGACGUCCUCACUGCCCUUCCUGAAGGUGCGGAUGAGAUUGAGCUCAAGUUCCAACCUUCUCUCGACUUUGACAGUGAUGGCUGCUACCAGACUGCUGCCAUUGACCCUGAUGGUAACCUCAACCCUGGCCACGAUGCCACGGGUACCCCUCAGGGAGAUUGUCGCGAUCCUCCACAGCUGGAGAACAGCAACACCUAUUCUCGCAAGCGCUGUAACAACGGCAUCUGUGCUAUUAUGCAAGGCUUUCUUUAUACAUACUUCGAGAAGGAUCAAAGUGCACUAGCCACUUUCGCCGGUGGUCACCGCCACGACUGGGAGAACAUCGUCGUGUUCGCCAAGGACGACACAGUCCUUCGUGUCGCUCCUUCAUGCCAUGGUGGUUAUGGUGGCGCCAGCAACGAUUUCCCUAUCGACGGAACAAGCCCUCUUCUCGUCUACCACAAGGACGGCGCCGGAACCCACUGCUACCGUUUCGCAAAUGACGAUGAUCGUAACGAGCCCGAGAACCCUACUGGCUCGUUCUUCAAGGCUCCUCUCGUUGGAUGGGACAACUGGCCCGAUGUUGGUCUCCGAGACAAGAUGCUCCAGAACUGGAAUGGUGGUGUUGGACCCAAGUUGGAUGAUGAGUUUGGUGACUCCCUCAAGGAUGCUGCCGGUGACGGUGUUGAAGGCUUUGACCCUUACGCCGACGAGUAG